CAUUUUCAUUUGGCGAGUGGCGACUUGUUUCAGUAUGAUUUUUAUUUAAGAACGAAACGGUCGGUUUCUAUAGUUUAUCUCGCCGCCAAUAGUAAAAUAAUUCUUCUAGUCAAAAACGAAAACAAAAAAAUACUUAAAAUUAUAAAAUCAUUAAAACGGCAAAAAGCGUGAAAUAUUUUUUUAUAUAUAUUUUUUUAAAUAAAAUUUAGUUUUUUUAUCUUAAAAAAAGAAACAAAAAAGUUAUGAAAUUUUUUUUAACGCUGGCGUUAACAAAUUGUGAAUGCAAAUUAAUAAAAUAAUAUUAAAAAAAAAAAAUAUUUUUUAAAAUAAAAAUAAUCACAAAAAGAAUUUAAUUAAGUGCAAAAAAUUUCUCUCAAUCAACCAUCCAUAAAGUGCAAAUUAUAUAUUUUAUAUUAAAACAGAUUAAGGCAUUUAUAUUUAAAACUAAUUUAAAUUUAGUUCCUUUUUUUAUAACAAAAAUACUUAUAACAACUAAGAGGUAAAAGACCACAAACAACUGCAACAAAAUUCAUUCAAGUGAAAGUAAAAUUGCUAACACGGCAACAUGUCACAGUCUACGCCCACACCACCUCCAUCGAGAUUUACCAAUCGACCACCACGCAUCAAUAUAAAAAAUCUUUACAAUAAUAAUGGCUCAGCCAUGGGCUCAAUGCCACCCUCAGCUCAACCACCCAUUACCGCUCAGACAUCCAAUACCUUGGGUCCGGGUUCUGUUGCCGGUCAACCGUAUUGGCCACAGUAUUCAAAUCCCUUUGCUGCCGGCAAUUUUAUGGCCAGAGGUUUUGAUGGCAUUGUUGAUUUCACCAAGUCUGGCAUGAGUUUUGGUGAAAAGUUCACUUAUGGUUUAUACGAUAAGAUCAGUAAAUGGUCUAAGAAAUGGUUUACUCAUUUUUUUCUGCUGACGGUAGUGUCACUUUAUACUGUCGGUGGUGCUCUUGUAUUUCAAGCAAUAGAAGGUAGAGAAUUUAAGAAAGAACAAAUAGAUAUUCACAAUUCACAAAAAGCUUUCUACAGUGCGAUAAGAGAUCUAGCAAAUAAUGUGGAGUUAUUAAAACUCAAUCCUGGCUUGUUUGAUGGUAAACUAACAGAAGCACUGCGCGAUCAUCAACCAGCUGUCGAAACACUGCUUAACAAUAAUAAAACCAUGGAGGAGAUGGCGAAUGAAGCUAAUCCAUGGUCAUUUUGGAAUUCCAUGUUUUAUUGUGGCACCAUCUACACCACAAUUGGUGAGUAAUAU
This is a messenger RNA of Lucilia sericata (common green bottle fly), 1258 nucleotides long. RefSeq lists its product as uncharacterized. Gene Ontology annotation, molecular function: potassium ion leak channel activity. NCBI's taxonomy places the organism in Eukaryota, Metazoa, Arthropoda, Insecta, Diptera, Calliphoridae. Gene Ontology annotation, biological process: potassium ion transmembrane transport; stabilization of membrane potential. The transcript is spliced from 3 exons. The record is from RefSeq and is a predicted model, not a curated record. Bases 566 to 1255 code for a protein of 229 amino acids. Gene Ontology annotation, cellular component: membrane.